AAGGACCGUUCACCCGCACUGUCUGCUACUCUACUUCUCCUCCCGUGCCCAGAUCGCGGGGAUAGCUGGACAACACUCGACUUCGGCCCUGUUUCAUCUGUCUCUGUGGCUACCCCUGCAAUCUCCGCCACCACCCGGUGUGGGAACCGUCACCACCUUUCCUCCCCCCCCCCUCGUUACCAGGUCGAGCUUUGUUCUAGAUGGCUGGCGUGCAGCUCCAACAGCCUGCCAUGACUGAUUAUCGUCUCCCAAUGCACCACCAGCCGGCACCGGCUCGAAAACCAGUCCCCGGGAUGCAUUCCGGGUUUCCUUUCCAGGCCUACGAUGGGCCUCACCAGCAGCAGCUUUCUCCCCACCCCUCUGCCGCCUCCCUUGCGCACAACCGCCGGCGAACCUCCUCCUCUCAUGUCCUACCCUACAUGGCACAACAGCCAUAUUCCGGGGGUCCUUCACCACAUCAUACAAUGACAGGUCCAUCCAAUUAUCCUCCUUCGAGGCGCCUAUCGAGUGCGACCACAUCCACGACCUCCACCGGCAAUGUUACCAAUUCAUACUACGGUGGUAACCCGCAUACAGACAUCCGCCGGAGCACAUCGUCCCGCUCCGCCAAUGCUCAGCUAGGUUAUGUGGCUCUGAUGCGAAGACAAAAAGCGACAGUGUGGUGCGAUCGAGCACAGCCGGAGGAUCCUCGACUGCGGGCGCAGAAACUUGUCGAUAAGAAACGGGCGUACCUCGAAGUCCACGGCGCAGGCGCCGGGCGCACGGGUACCCUUGGAAGCGGCAAGAACAAGCAUGGCGGCAAGGGAACCACCGAUUUCUCGCCCUCGACCCUCGUCGGCGCUACGGUCCCGGUUCGACUCAGUGCCAACGAGGUCGGCGACGCAGACGAGGACGCCCACAGUGACCGAGGGUUUCCUUAUCGUCGGACCGGUAGCGGUCGCAGUUCGCUGGGGAGCAACUCUCGCUAUCCGAGUGGCUACCAACGCACUCCACAGAGCACCAUGGGGAGCAACAGCACCCCUCCCAAUGAGAAGUCUGACCUGCCUGACGUCUCGGAACAUCCGCCAGCGGAAAAUCACGAGAGUGAACAGGACCAUACCUCCAUCAAGGAUGAUGCUGCUACUACAAACAGUUUUGGUAGUGAACACGAGGAGUACUUUGGCACCGUGGGUGAUAUGGCCGCACCGAGUGCGGCUUCCGCGGCGAUUGAGAAGGCCAAGAAGGCAGAUGAACUGAGGCGCCGGGGUAGCGUGGAUGAUCGAACGACGUCGAUGACCAAUGUCCGACUUUUUGUGGCGAAUCCGGAUUUGAGUGAUUAGACGAGAAGGCUGUUUGUUGCUGGGGUUGUUCCACCCAAGGCACCUUGAAUUCCGGCACUGCAUUGGCCGAGUCCGCCUUGAACUUGAGCUCUACGCUUCCUUUUUCCUUACCUCUCCUGGAACCUCUUCU
Messenger RNA from Aspergillus sclerotioniger CBS 115572, 1449 nucleotides. RefSeq lists its product as uncharacterized. Bases 201 to 1319 code for a protein of 372 amino acids. The record is from RefSeq and is a predicted model, not a curated record. The transcript has a single exon. NCBI's taxonomy places the organism in Eukaryota, Fungi, Ascomycota, Eurotiomycetes, Eurotiales, Aspergillaceae.